GGCAGCGCUGGGCGGCGGCGAUGGGGCCGUGCUGAGCCUCCGCGGGUGCCCAUGAGGCGCCGGGCAGAGCCGAGCCGAGCCGGGCGGGCUCCAGCCAUGCAUCCCGCUGCGCCCGCGGGCACAUGGGGCAGCGCUUGAACCGCUGCCUCGAUGCCCCCGUCGCGUUGCCGCCGCUGAGGCGGAGGCUGCUGCUGCUCUUCAUCAUGCUCUUCCUCUGGCUCUACAUGUUCUACUCGUGCGCCGGCUCCUGCGCCGGGCUGACGACCCGCGGGUCACCCGCGCCGCCCCGCACGGCCCCGCCGCUGCCCCCGCUGCUGCCGGGAGAGCCAGGCGAGGAGGGCAGCCUGGAGGAGCAGCGGGCAGCGCCCGACGCCGGCAGCCCCAUCUCCAGCUUCUUCAACGGCUCCGGUACCAAGCGGCUGCCGCAGGCCAUCAUCAUCGGCGUGAAGAAGGGCGGGACGCGGGCGCUGCUGGAGUUCCUGCGGGUGCACCCCGACGUGCGCGCCGUGGGCGCCGAGCCGCACUUCUUCGACCGCAACUACGAGCGGGGACUCGCCUGGUACAGGGAGCUGAUGCCCAGGACACUGGAGGGGCAGAUCACCAUGGAGAAGACCCCCAGCUACUUUGUGACCAAGGAGGCGCCAGCCCGCAUCUCCUCCAUGAGCAAGGGCACCAAGCUGAUCGUGGUGGUGCGCGACCCCGUCACCAGGGCCAUCUCGGACUACACCCAGACCCUCUCCAAGAAGCCUGACAUCCCCACCUUUGAGAGCCUGACCUUCAAAAACAGGACUACAGGCCUCAUAGACACCUCGUGGAGCGCCAUCCAGAUCGGCAUCUACGCCAAGCACCUGGAGAACUGGCUGCUGCACUUCCCCAUCGGGCAGAUCCUCUUUGUCAGCGGGGAGAGGCUCAUCAGGGACCCCGCGGGGGAGCUGGGCAGGGUCCAGGACUUCCUGGGCCUCAAGAGGAUCAUCACGGACAAACACUUCUACUUCAACAAAACCAAGGGCUUCCCGUGCCUGAAGAAGGCGGAGGGCAGCAGCAAACCCCACUGCCUGGGCAAGACCAAGGGCAGGACCCACCCUGACAUGGACCAGGAGGUGGUGCAGAGGCUGAGGGACUUCUACAGGCCCUUCAACAUGAAGUUCUACCAGAUGACAGGGCAGGACUUCGGCUGGGACUGAGCCUGGCAUGGGAAAGUCCCCUGUUAUUACUUGCCCAGCAGGGUUUGCUUAUAUAAAGAGAUAUAUAUGUAUGUAAAAUGUACAGAAAUCUAUUUUAUAAUAAUUUAUUUUUAAUUCCUAAGCAAUUAAUUCACUAAGCUGCCUAACCGCACUGGCUAGAACGGUAGCCUGUAACCUGUUUAACAUUCCACGGUGUUUAAUUCUAAUGUCUCUCCUUUCCUUGGUUUUUUGCCCUUCUUCUUUCUCUUUGGUUUGGUUUGUAACAGACAGUGCUUCCACUUUUCCUAAACAAAAUUUGUAUUUAAAAAUCAAAAGGAGGGAGGGAGGGAAAGCACAAGUUUAUUUUUGUUACGGGUAUCUGGCCUUUAUAAAUGGUUGCUUUCCCUA
Molecule: messenger RNA, 1571 nt
Organism: Zonotrichia albicollis (white-throated sparrow)
Lineage: Eukaryota; Metazoa; Chordata; Aves; Passeriformes; Passerellidae
Gene: HS3ST3B1
Product: heparan sulfate-glucosamine 3-sulfotransferase 3B1
Molecular function (GO): [heparan sulfate]-glucosamine 3-sulfotransferase activity
Source: RefSeq, a predicted model, not a curated record